Molecule: messenger RNA, 2075 nt
Organism: Gadus morhua (Atlantic cod)
Lineage: Eukaryota; Metazoa; Chordata; Actinopteri; Gadiformes; Gadidae
Gene: lck
Product: LCK proto-oncogene, Src family tyrosine kinase
Exons: 13
Coding region: 218-1741 (507 amino acids)
Biological process (GO): protein phosphorylation
Molecular function (GO): protein tyrosine kinase activity; protein binding; ATP binding
Source: RefSeq, a predicted model, not a curated record
AUGUGUGAGAAAGAGAGCAAGAGAGAGAGAGAGAGACAUGCAUCAGAAUUCUUUGGUAUGUGGGCAGACAUACUCCAUACCAUAUCAGAUCAUUAUUUUUGGGCAAAGCAAACACAUUUUUUUGUGAUGAAAUUUAGUCAUGGAUAACAAUACGACUGCUAAAGCAAUCUGAAAUCAUUGACAACAGAAGAGAUCAGUUAAUCCAACAGUUUAAAAGAUGGGAUGUAGCUGCAGUUCAGAUAAUUCUUGCGCCGACGAAUGGGAAGAGCACUUGGAUGAUGAAUUCUGCGAGCACUGCACCUGUCCAGGGCGUCCCCGGUCAGGCAAUCCAUACACAGAUGAGCUGAUUCCAAACCCAUCACAUUGUACUCCUCCCACCUCGCCAUUACCAGAUAACGUUGUCCUGGCGAUAUACAAAUAUGCACCCACUAGCAAAGAGGAGCUGGGCUUUGAAAAGGGAGACCACCUCAAGAUCAUUAACAAGGAUGAUCCAGAGUGGUACAUGGCAGAGUCUCUUAUCACAGGCCAGAGGGGCUUCAUCCCAUUCAACUUCGUGGCGGCCAGCAACACAAUGGAGACCGAGUCGUGGUUCUUCGCAAAAGUUUCCAGAAACGAUGCCAUCAGAAUGCUGCACGCUCCAGGAAACAUGCAGGGAUCCUUCCUGGUCAGAGAGAGUGAGACCACUCCAGGUUCAUACACCCUCUCUGUGAGGGACUUGGACCAGGACGAAGGGGACGUGGUCAAGCACUACAGGAUACGCAACAUGGACGACGGGGGCUUUUACAUCACGGCCAAGAUCUCCUUCAGCACCAUCAGGGAGUUGGUCAAGCACCACAAACGCGACGCGAGCGGCCUGUGCACGAGGCUGCUGAGCGCGUGCCAGUCCAGGGCCCCCGAGAAGCCCUGGUGGCAGGACGAGUGGGAGAUCUCCCGCGACACACUGAAACUGGAGCGCAAGCUGGGCGCCGGCCAGUUCGGAGAAGUGUGGAUGGGCAUCUACAACAAUGAACGGAAGGUGGCCAUCAAGAACCUGAAGAUCGGCACCAUGUCUGUGGAGGAGUUCCUCGCCGAGGCCAACAUGAUGAAGGCCCUGCAGCACCCCCGGCUGGUGCGCCUGUUCGCCGUGGUGACCAAGGAGCCCAUCUUCAUUGUGACCGAGUUCAUGGAGAACGGUAGUCUCGUGGAUUUUCUCAAAACGACAGAAGGAAGCAAUUUGACUUUGAGCACCCUGAUAGACAUGUCCUCUCAGGUGGCAGAAGGCAUGGCUUUUAUUGAGCAUAGGAAUUACAUUCAUCGAGAUCUACGAGCUGCCAACAUCCUGGUGUCCCACCAACACAUCUGUAAGAUUGCUGACUUUGGACUGGCAAGACUUAUCAAGGACAACGAGUACACGGCCAGAGAGGGUGCAAAGUUCCCCAUCAAGUGGACUUCCCCAGAAGCCAUCAACUUUGGCACGUUCUCCAUCAAGUCUGAUGUGUGGUCCUUUGGAAUCCUCCUAACAGAAAUAGUGACGUAUGGGCGAUUACCAUACCCUGGGAUGAGUAACCCGGAGGUGAUCCAGCAUUUGGAACAGGGCUACAGAAUGCCACGGCCGGAUAACUGCCCAGAAGGGCUCUACAACAUCAUGUUAAUGUGCUGGAGUGAGGAACCCGAGAACCGCCCUACCUUUGAGUACCUGAAGAGUGUUACGGAAGACUUCUUCACAGCCACAGAGCAGCAGUAUCAUGACCAGCCAUUCUGAAGAACAGAGAAGACAGACCAAAGAUUAAAAGGACUAAAUGUAAUGGGAAACAACGUUGUUGUUGUUGUUGUUGUGAUAGCUUCUACAACAUGGGCCUCUUCUUGCAUAACAUCCAGAGACCGAUCCCUUGCCUUAUUUAUUUGGGCAAGCUCUGCACAUGGAAAAUCUGCCAACUUGCUAGAAAUGCUGCAGAAUUAAGAGUUGUAAAUAUAUUGCUUAAUCUGCUUUUCACUUGUAAUACUUUUCACUUAAUACCAAUACAGUUACUUCAGGUUCUUACAUUGUGCAAUGAUCAAUUAAUAAAGAUCAUCCAUGGAUCUUGGAUGUAAUUCAA